UCAAAUAUUCCCCGUCAUGUAUCCUGCUACGUCUCCAGCGAAAGGCUGGGUCCUUCACAGUCAUUUUUUACGAUCCUCCAGAAGAAAUAGAAGGGUUUGGAAUAUUUCAACUCCGGAUGCCCCAAUUCUCUAUGUUAAUGAGGACACUGUUUUGUAAACAAAACACGAGCUAGUUGUGAGUCAUAAGCUUGUGUUUCGUUGCCUACUUCCAGCGUGGAGACAUGAGUAAACUCUCAGAAAGUUUAUAAUCUAUUCAAAAUGAACACUUGGAGUCGAAUUAACAAAUUCAAAUUGUCAUUAUUUGGUGAAAUGGGAGUUGGGAAGACCUCCCUGAUCACCAGAUUUAUGUAUGACAGUUUCGACAACACCUAUCAGGCAACAAUUGGAAUUGACUUUUUAUCAAAAACAAUGUACCUGGAAGACAGAACUAUACGACUACAAUUAUGGGACACAGCUGGACAGGAGCGGUUCCGAAGUUUAAUUCCCAGCUAUAUAAGGGAUUCCUCUGUAGCUGUGGUGGUCUAUGAUAUAACUAAUGCUAACUCUUUUCAACAAACAUCAAAAUGGAUUGAUGAUGUUAGGACGGAAAGGGGAAGUGAUGUCAUAAUUAUGUUGGUGGGAAAUAAAACAGACCUAUCAGACAAAAGGCAAAUCACUACGGAGGAAGGUGAGAGGAAAGCAAAAGAACUAAGUGUCAUGUUUAUUGAGACAAGCGCAAAAGCUGGUUACAACGUCAAGCAGUUGUUCAGGAGAGUGGCCGCAGCAUUACCAGGAAUGGAACAAACUGAGACAAAGAAAGGAGAAAUGACGGAGGUUAAACUGAAGGACACUGGCCCCACAGAACCGGAGCACAAAGAAGGCGGGUGUUCGUGCUGAGGCCAGACCUUAGUGCUGUGGGUGUAGUUACUGGGCAGGGGAGGAUAACUGUGUAUGUGACAAAGGAAUUCAGUCGGGAAAACCCCGCUAAAUGGAGAGACUAGACAGACUAUUUAAACAGACCCUCCGAUAUUCUGCUAAGUUGUUAUAAUGAAAUUUUGUAAUAGGUGCUGUUAUGUGAAGAAAAAAUAGUACAUACUCUUUUUCCAUAAUACUGCCUGUAUAUGUUAUGCCUGUGAUGUAUACAACCAUUUCUUCCUUGCAUGUUAAAAACAGUGAUCAAAUUCUGUUAAUAGUGCCACCAGCAUGGUAACUUAUGAUUACAUAGUAACUUAUGAUUACAUAGUAACUUAUGAUUACACAAAAGAAAUACAGAAGCAACCAUCUCUUUUCCUGCAGUGAUAUUUGAAUUAUAAAUGUAUGUGUUUAUUUUUUCAUUAAUUUGGAAGUAUUGACAAUGCUCCCUCAAGUAAUUUGCUUCACUUUAGUUUGUGUGGCAUUAAUUUUGUCACCACCAUCAGCUGAAAGAAAUGUAACAAUGAGAAUAUCCCUCUAAUUUUGCUGUAUGCCUAAAGCAGAAUUUUCUCAUCAGAUUGGAAGUAUAUGACAAAGCUCCCUAAGUUUUUUUUUUGUGCUUCAUUUUAGUUUGUGUUUCAUUAUUUUGUCACCACCAGCAGCUGGAAUUAAUAAAACAAUGAUAAUUCAGUAUCCCUUCAGGAGAAUUCUUAUUGUUUAUUUUUUUGUUAGUUAAAUUUACAGUAUUUGACAUAUAUAAAAGAAUAUUUUUUAUCUGUUAAACAAUUGUUUAAUUGCUGUUAAAGCAAUGGUAGAUGGGUAUUAUGUAAUUGAUAAUCAGAAUCGUGUUGAUGGUACUAUAGGGGGAUGCGAAUCUGAAUAUUGUCCACGUUCAUGUAAAUUCUGUGAAUGAAUUCAGAACAUAUAUUAAAUGCACUAUCGUUAUCUAUGCAUUUAUCACUUUUCAUUAACGUCCUAAGCAUCAGUUUUGAUUUUAAUGCGUUUAUUUAAUACAUAUAUUUGUUUUGUAUGAUUGCAUUUUUAGCAUGUAUGUUGUGUAUGCUUGUGAUCAACUGAAAAAUUACUGAAAUUAUUAAAUUAUGUUUUCAUGUGGUUGUUGCAGAUUAAUGUUGAUGAUACACUAAAGUUUUUUGUUGAGUAGAUCCAAGUCCUUAACAGCACGGGAAGCUUUUUAACAAGAUGUGUUUGUGCGAUUCAAAAGACUCGCUAUAAUUUCACUUGAUAUGACCUUGACUUAACCUGACUUACAUUUGUAACCCCAUGACGUUUUACAUGAUGAAAUAUAACAAGAAUGGGUAUAAAAGCAGUAUCGCCCUACUCCUGUCUUUCAUGUCGAGGGUGAAAAACAAUUUGAGUGCUUUGAAUUAGAUUUGGGGACGGGGUGGGGUUAUAGAUAGCCUUGUUUUAACAAAGAUGAAGUAUUUUAUUAAUAUAUGUACAUGUCGCACUCCGUUCUCGGGCAAUAAUUUCUCGAUGAAGACGCUAAUUGUAGGCUUUCAUUGUUGGCUAUGGAAUAUUUGUGGCUGAGAGCAGUCAUUAAUCUUACAGAUAUAUAUACUAGCUGGCUUUUGAUCAGAAGGUUAUGCUACGAUAGACGAAGACGAAAGUUUUUGAAUUGGGCUGCAAUUGAUUCCAUUGGUAAUAUUUACAUUCACCGAAUCUUUUCUCAUAUUUCUAUUGAAAUUGCUUUCAUCUGCGACAAUGAAUGUAUGUUUCUUGCUAACUAGUUCGAUCUGGUUUUUAGUACCACCUGUCUGUAAUCAUUACCAAAAUGUGGAACGUCAUCAAGGUCAAAGGGUACAUUGGCUCUAACGCAAUGAAUGGGUCAACCAUGUGAUAUUUUAUCUAGUUUUUGAAUCUAGUUUAUAUUUUUUGAAAAGCAUAAAAAUGUAAACAAUAAAAUGGAUUUCUUUGUUGUUUCGUUGGGCGAUGAAGGUAGUACGCGGGUUACGUAAUAUUUUUUAGCUCACCUGAGCUGAAAGCUCAAGUGAGCUUUUCUGAUCACCCGUAUUCCGGCGUCCGUCCGUCCGUCUGUCUGUAAACUUUUCACAUUUUCAACUUCUUCUCAACAACCACUGGGCCAAUUUCAACCAAAGUUGGCACAAAACAUCCUUAGGUAAAGGGAAUUCUAAAUUGUUAAAAUAAAGGGCCAGGCCACCUUCCAAGGGGAGAUAAUCAAGAAAAGGUAAAAAUAGGGUAGGGUCAUUAAAAAAUCUUCUCAAGAACCACUGUGCCAGAAAAGAUGAAAUUUAUAGAUAAGCUUUAUUAGGUAGUGCAGAUUCUAAAUUGUUAAAAUCAUGGCCCCCGGGGGUCGGAUGGGGCCACAAUAGGGGAUCAAAGUUUUACAUACAAAUAUCUAGGGAAAAUCUUUAAAAAUCUUCUUCUCAAGAACCAUUGGGCCAAAGAAGUUCAUAUUUACAUGAAAGCUUUCUGACAUAGUGUAGAUUCAAAAACCAUGGCCUCCAGGGGUAGGUUUGGGGCCAUAAUAGGGACUACGGUUUUACAUGCAAAUAGAUAUGGAAAAUCUUCUGAUAUGGACCAAGGUGACUCAGGUGAGCGAUGUGGCCCAUGGGCCUCUUGUUUCUGCAGUGCUAGCUACCUUCAUCACCCGAUGAAACAACAAAGACAGCAUUUUAUUGUUUAAGGAUGUACUCUACAUCGUCAUCAUGACUGACUUCCAUUAAAAACAUGGAGGAAAAAAUCAAUAUCAGCAAUAUUUGACUUUUCCUUUUCAAUUUACAGUGUAAAUACCUAGCCGAGUAGGUUAGCGUACCUAUUGGUGAACUGUAGGUCGCAGGUUCGAGUCUAGCAGGGAUUUUAAUUUUUUUCUUCAGAAUAUCUUCUACUAAAACUGCAUUUUUUGACAAAAUAAAGUGAAUUUGAAAAUUUUCAACUUCAAAAUAUUGUACAUAUCCUCCUCUUUUCAUCUACAUCAAAUUUCUCUGGUGUAGCACACCUCCUUAAAUAAAAGUGGAAAUAGUGCUGUUGUACAUUUGGGUCAGAACUACAAGAUGACCUAUGUGACCCUUCACAUAUUUAGCUGGUUACGCCUCAAUAUACUUACCAUGAAAGCCAUACAUAUUUCUGGUUUCAUGGAACUGGCAUUGAUUAAGUUUUCCCAAGAGCAUGGACUUUGUAAUGGAAAAUUUGCGUUGCACAUGUUGACCAGAUGGAAUAGAUGUUCAUAUUCACAUGAGUGUCAUAAAAAUUUCAUGAGAGAAAUGUGAAAUUCACAUGGGUAGUAUAAGACGUAGAGCAGGGUUGUUAUAAAAAAAAUUAUUGAGUCGUCUGCUGAUUUUGCUCUGAACUGGAAAUGGGUAAUGUGAUGUACUCUUCAUCAGCAAGACGGCAAAGGUGAAAUUGCUAUUAAAAAGCUGACCAGAGAUGACCACAAGUUCAUAUAUACACGAGGAACAUUACUACAUUGUAUUACAUAAAAUCGUAUACCACUUUCUUGAUUGUGCAAGCCUUCAAACCUAAACGAUAAACAUUACAAGAUUUGUCCAUUAAUAAAAAGGAUAGGAACAUCAAACACGAGUUUUCCUUUGCAUGCCGUUGAGAAUACAUUUUAUUGUCGAUUUUAAAUUCCUGCAUGGAGUAAAAUACCCCCAAAUUAAUGUUAAUGUUGAAAUAUUAUGAUAUCCUUGACGACAGCUUCAGAUAUAGAACUACUUCCGUCGUCCAUAGACCACGUGGGCCAAGAACCGGAAGGGGGUGGAUGUUCCUGCUGAAAGCAGUGUGCGUGCGCAGACUGUCGUCAUAUAUACAACAGUUGUUUUAAAGAGUCCAAUCAGACAAAAAGUUAUAUUUGUGUUUUGUGCCAAACGCUUUAAAACCAUAAGUUACACGCGUUAACUAGUUUGGUAUUUGACCGUAUGCAAUCGUUAAUGAUGGAAUUGUCGGAUGUGACGAUGGAAGCUGUUUUGGAAACAGUGUGAGAGUGUGUAUCUGUUUGAUUUUUUUACUGCUAUUAAUGUGUCAGUGUUUUGUAUGCACACCGAAUAUCAUGUGAUAUUUGUCUCCAUCUUAUGAAAUAUAGAUAUGUCUAGAAUUCCA
Messenger RNA from Ostrea edulis (European flat oyster), 4968 nucleotides. Its product is annotated as ras-related protein Rab6. The coding region runs from base 259 to 876 and encodes 205 amino acids. Lineage: Eukaryota; Metazoa; Mollusca; Bivalvia; Ostreida; Ostreidae. The transcript has 8 exons. Gene Ontology annotation, molecular function: GTP binding; GTPase activity. The record is from RefSeq and is a predicted model, not a curated record.